CAACUAGCGAAACAUCUGAGGGUGUGGUGCAUUCAUUGAUUGUCAAUGUCAAUAUCAGCUCAUACAUAUACUCUACUUCAGGUAUCUCUAGAGGACGCCUUUCAGCUGACUGCUUAGGAGCAUGGCGUCCAUGCGUAGUGCUGUGCACCGGCACCAUUUUUCUGCGUUGCUGCCACGCGUGGACAGCGAUGGUGACGAGACCAAGGAAGGUGAUACGUCGAAACGGAGGCGCGGUAGUAGUCUUUGCUCUCUUUACAACCACAAAAACGUCCAGCGGAAUAGAUUCGUUGUUGUUUUGUUGGUGCUUAUUCCACUGGCUUGCUAUUACGUCUACGUACACGCAACAUCCAAACGAGCGCAGCUUCUUGCAGCAGGUAUUCCCAAAGUUCAUCCGUCCGUCCCACUCGAUUUCAUAGUCGCCGGCUUUCCGAAGUGCGGUACCACCACGCUACUGUACGCGUUACACAAGCAUCCCGAAGUUGCCAUGUCACCGAUAGAAAAUUGUCAAAUUGCCCGACCCAUCCAGCAGGAUGACGUUAAUUUGAAACGCCUGAACAAGGACUUGCUCCAAUUGGACGCUACGCCCGACGAGUCGAACGAUAUUAUACUGAAGAAACGAGGCAUCAAAUGCCCAGAUGCACUCCACACCUACAAGGUGAUUCACCGACUGGCCCAACACUCGCCUUCUUGUAAGUUCGUCAUCGGCGUGCGACAUCCCAUACAAAUGCUUCAAUCCUUUUACAACUACCGCAUCACCGAAAUUUACGAUAAAAGUCUACCGAAAGACAACAUCCCGGAUCUAGUCGAUAUUCUGCAAGGGACGGUUCCUAUUUGGAAGGAUGUGUCUAUUGACGUGGCGCGAUUUGAACUCUAUCUCCUGCAACUCGCCAAAACAGCGUUGACCCUUGCUGAUCUCGAAACUUUGCAAGAACACGAUUGGUUGGCCGUCAAACCAAACAGGUUCGACGUUUUUCUUUACACGUUGGAUCAAAUAAAUGACGAAGAUGUUUCACGGGCUGCAGCUUUUCGCGGUGAUUUGCAAUCGUUUUUGGGCUUGUCUAAUCCGUUGGAACCCCUCGGACACGAAAAUUUGAAUCACUUUGUUGGUGGUCAAGCCCAUACCGAGACGAUAGAUAUAUGCGAGCCGCAUUUUGACGGCGUCCGCGAGGCCUUAUUGCGCAACAGUCAGGCGACGGCCGCGUGGAUUCGCACCUUCAUUGACGCACCAACCGUGACCGUUAGUAAUCGCAAUCACGUUUUGGAGACCUUGUCCGCCUGGGAUGUCGAUCCCUGUAGUGUCGAAGAGACAAGAUGACACCGGGCGCUACCUACUUUUUCUAAACAAGGUUAUCUAGAGCUUUGCUGCAAAGCACCCACAUCAUGCGUGCCAUCACACAAUGCACGCCUUUCUCUCGUCCUUGGUUCCGCUAAUGCACUGUAGUCUCUAUUGCGGCCAAUCAAGCCAUUGGCUGUGUGGAUGCUGGAUGAUCCUCGUGCUACUAUUUCCUGGUAGAGUUUCAACCAAAUUGCGGCUUCGAGUAAAUCAGAAUUCG
Phaeodactylum tricornutum CCAP 1055/1 is the source of this 1553-nucleotide messenger RNA. RefSeq lists its product with no specific name. The transcript has a single exon. The coding region runs from base 122 to 1315 and encodes 397 amino acids. The record is from RefSeq and is a predicted model, not a curated record. Lineage: Eukaryota; Bacillariophyta; Bacillariophyceae; Surirellales; Neidiaceae.